Messenger RNA from Onthophagus taurus, 941 nucleotides. RefSeq names its product high affinity copper uptake protein 1. Gene Ontology annotation, cellular component: plasma membrane. Gene Ontology annotation, molecular function: copper ion transmembrane transporter activity. NCBI's taxonomy places the organism in Eukaryota, Metazoa, Arthropoda, Insecta, Coleoptera, Scarabaeidae. The record is from RefSeq and is a predicted model, not a curated record. Gene Ontology annotation, biological process: copper ion transmembrane transport.
ACCUUAUCGACGAAUACUGACAGAUAGAUAACCUUAAUAUAUAAAAUGCCAAAAAUAACAUAAAAAAUAGUUUGACGUAAAAAUAAAUGGAAUUCUUAACGUCCUUUUUAUAAGUUUAAGCAUUUAGUUUUAAAACAGUUGUCAAGAUGCAUAUGUGGAUAUGGUGGGGCCAUGAGUUUGGAGAUUUUAUGAUCUAUGGAUUAAAAGUAAACACCGUUGGGGGACUUGUAGCAACUUGCUUUUUUUGUGCAGGCCUUGCAAUUUUUUUUGAAUACUUGAAAUUGUUACAAGCUCAGCAUCGUUCGAGACAAUUAUAUUAUCGUACCCAACAAAUCAGGAAUAUUUGUCCACCCGAAAACACACAACUUUUAAAUGAUCGAGAGAUUUCUACCAUUGAAAAGAUUAGCUUACCUUUAAUUGAUAUAAUGCUGUGGAUUUUUACAUUUAAUUUGGGAUAUUUAAUGAUGUUAACUGUUAUGUUGUACAAUGGAUGGAUUUUUAUUUCUGUUAUUUUGGGUAGUGGAUUAGGAUAUUUUAUUUUUGGACAAAAAUUCAUGAAGAUUAAUUUACAAAAUUGCCAAAUGAUUAGAUCAUCUUUUUGUAUGAAAGAUUGUGACAACCCAGGUACAGCGGAGGAUAGAGAUGGUGAAUCAACUCCAGCUUUACAAUCGACGUCCAGUGAAGGACUUUCUUGUCACCAAAGCAGAGAAUAUGAUUGAUAUUUAAUAUUUUACUAUUAGUUUUACAUCACACUAAGGUACGAAAAAAUUGUUAUACAUAAUUUCUAUUUUAAAAAUCGUUCGAGGGUGCUACCUUAUAAAUAAUGAAAAGAAUAUUUUUUAAGACAGAUUAAUAAUAUUGUUAUCAUUUUAUGACGUUAAUAAACAUUUAUAUAUUUUACUCCUUUAUAUAGGCAACCAAUAAUGCACGCAUUGACAGCA